Molecule: messenger RNA, 3605 nt
Organism: Actinia tenebrosa (Australian red waratah sea anemone)
Lineage: Eukaryota; Metazoa; Cnidaria; Anthozoa; Actiniaria; Actiniidae
Product: QRFP-like peptide receptor
Source: RefSeq, a predicted model, not a curated record
UUUAUUCCUUUCAUGCGCAAACGAAUACAUUCCACUCCUACGUAUUUCCUUCCGCUGACCGCUUUUUUAUUUACAAAUUUUUAAAAUUGACAUACUUUAAGAAAUCAAGGCAAUUAUGGCACAAUAAAGGAUUACCUCUGAAUAUGAAGAGAAAAGAAAUUAAGAUUAGACCAUGAAAGCAGCCGUUAGCAUGGCAACAUCGAAUUUACAUUACGAACACCACACGAAACUAUUAUCAACAAAAUCAAAACAACAAAAAAGUGUAUAAACAAUAUCAAACAACUCUCUAGGAAUACAAAAGUUUUUUUUCAGAAGAUUCUAUGAUUAUGCCUUAACUGAUUUCAAGGCUUUCAACAAUGCCGUAUGAGGUCUUUUCCUGUUUGAAGUUCGUUGUUCAAAACGUGGCUAUGAUUGGCUGAAAAUCGUAGUGUUUUGUUUUGCAUUUGUAUUGCUUGUGAAGAGUCUUUUGUUCUCCAAACCACCCUCCGGCAGUCAUUUUUUUAUACACAUUUCAAAUUAUUCAUCAAUCCUGCACAAGAUUUCAAAGAUAUUUGACGUUUACCGAAGCUGAAAGUYUCUGUUUUAGGAAGCCAAGUUCAAGUCUGUCGCCCUGAGGAAAGCAUAAAGACAGUUGUUACCAAACUUGAGAAGAGGGAGGCUUCGAGAAAAGGAAUGAUAACUGCUUAUUUGUGUUUUAAUCAACAUUUGUUGACUCGUUUAAUAAGCAUMGAUCAAUCCAAAGAGUGACUGAUUACAUACUUGGACUGCAGCUGUCUUCUAGUACUUUGGAAAACUUUGGCUAUCGCUGCCAAAGACAAGCCGAACAAGAGUACGAUCAAGAUUAAUUAUUUCUUGAAAUUCAAACUGGAAUUUCAGCUCAAGUUCACUACUUCGUAAGCAGUUAARCGAGAAAGACUUGCUUGAAAUUGAACUCAGCUACUUUACUAUUUAUGUGUUUUGCGAUUCAAGAAGACGAACGAACGACAGCAUGCAAUAAAUUGCUUAGUGACUUGCUCCAGCUUUCUACGUCUUAGAGUUUUGCGUUGUAAAAGAAAACGUCCGAGCCAAGGCAGACAUUUCACACUUGUUAAGUGAARAGAGAGCACCCGAAAGACCAAGCCAAGACUUUGGAUUUUUCGAUACAACUCAGAAGACUUCAGUUCAACACAAAGGUUUUAACAUUCGCGUGGUAUCCYGUUGUUUACAUUUUUUCAAGUAUUCCCAUCAAAACACUCGUAAAAGUUGGCUUUCUUUGGCCAAACUAAGAUUGCUACACAUUUUAAAGCAUAGGAAUCUACGUUCUAGAACUCUACAAGUUUUUCCGGGGUAUUGAUAAGAUACUCGGAUGGUUUACACGGAAGGUGCCAGCCAUCUUUCGAGGCAACGGCCCAUUAGAUACCCAAGUCACCUCUAAGCAUCGACAUAAAAGCAUCACCGUGUGUCUUGAUGGACUGUCAUAUUUKGUGACCCAUUGAAUCAACAACAAAGCUUUAGCUGAACUACUGACGCAUUCAGUACGUCGAGUUUGUAUGUUUAAGGAUUUGAUUAGCGGCUUCAAAAUCAACAGUCUUUCUAAUUCUUUAGACACGUAGCAAGUUUUGAUCGGAUUUAUUAUGCCUGAUCAAAUGAGUCUGACCGAUGGAAUUAGCCCUUACCUUAACACCAUCUAUCUAUGUGUCGCACUGUUGACCAUACUAUGUUCUCUUGUCUGUAAUUUAUUCGUAAUUACAAUAAUAUAUGGCUGGAACGAAAUCCUGAAGCCACURGACUGGUUCAUGAUAAACCUCUUGUCCUGGGAUAUCGUGUCGUUGUUAUUUGCAACGUUGACGGUCGACAAUGUCGAAAUGAAUUGGCAUAUCUCUGACGUUUUCUGCAAGGCCAGUUUUUCAAUGGUAUACAUAGGUUAUGGAGUAACGGUYCUGACACUUUGCGCGGUAUGCCUCGAAAGGUAUUAUGGGAUCUGCAAACCCGUGUCGUACCAGAAGUGUAUAAAUUCCAUGACCUGGAAGUGGGCAUUUCCUGGAAUAUGGCUUCUCARCUUCGCUUUGUUUGGUGUCUAUUUCCACGUKUWUGGCAGAAAAACCGUCACAACUCCAGGUGGAGCACUAGGGCACGUCUGUGACGAGACSUGGAAGACUGGGUCCAGUGGCAUCUUCUACUUACUCGUCCCAGUCCUCCUGCUUACAGUUGUACCUAUAAUCUUCMUGGUUCUCACGUUUGUCAAGAUAAUCAAGAAACUUAAAGUGUCUCGCACACCAUCCUCGGGUGGGAGUGCYGUGCUUUACAUGAGACGAAGGCAAACAGUCAAAAUGUUGGUAUACUUGGUACUCGUUCAUUACCUUUGCUGGUUGCCUGCCAUCAUCUUGAAACUUGUUGGCACGUUUGRGACCCAAUCACCAUGGUACUGGAUCACACUGGCGUUUUGUGACCUACCCCAUUAUGCACGUGCCAUAUUUUACACCCUGAUAUACUACAGGAUGUACCACGUUUUCACGAGGASCUCAGGGGUGGCUUGUAAAGACUGCUUUUGCUGCUGCACUACGAGAAAGAAGAGUUUACAUUAAUGAACACCAAGUCAAAUAGGAUUCUUUUUACUAUUAUUAUGAAUUUAUAACUGAUUUAUAAACUUAUUUUUAUACACAAACCACCAAUAUAUGCAYCAUUGUUGUCGAAAUUGAUUAAAUUCAGUGUCCAUACUUACUUCUUCAUUCCAUCUCGUCUGAAAACCAGUUCCAUGUACCCUAUACCGAAAUGCUCUCUCAAUUGCUCUUUUAAGAAUUUCGUUUUCAGGUCAAGCAAUGCUCCUUGGAGUUCAGCUUCAUCGGGAAAGUGGCGCGGUUCAAGGAGCUGARUGUCAGAAGGAGGACCUCUUUUACUAAAGAUAUCUGUUUAAGGGGCGAGUUUCAUUUCAGACGAAAAUCCUGUUAAAAAAUAAAAAGGAUAGAAUAAAUAUGAAUUGCAUGGUAGCGAAGAGAAAUCUUGACAAACUCAUUUAGGGCAAAUUUUGUUAAGAAACAAAAUGGUAAAGAAACAUUCUAUCUACGACGUUUGACUCUCAAGUGGCGUCCACUCCAAACAAAUGAAAAAGAGAAGUAAAAGAAGAGGAAAGAUGAAAGAGAAUACAGAAAGGAAACGAAAUGAGAMCGAGCGGGGAAGAAGGACAUGUGAGGACGGAGCCGGAACUGAUACAUCAUCUACACAUCUCUACUUCAACCACCGCACCAGUUUGCCUUAAUUCCCCCUAUUAAUCUAUUAAUAUAUAUAUAUUUUUUACAAGCUUGAUAAUCUAAACUUACACACAAAUUGAUAAAUACGCACUACAGCCAGUACACUUGGAGCACCUAGUCCAUAAUGCAACGGGGCCCGACUAACGUAAUCCCGAAUAGCCACAARUUACUGUACCACGGUUUUAACAAUGAAUGACAAACUAUAAUCAUAGAAUUAUUUCUAGUUCCACAUGGACUAUAAGCUAGAAAACAAUUGUACUAUCAUGGAAAGGAGAACUGGUUACUUUAAUUUUAAGUAAUUUUCUAUGACAYACGUACAUGUCCUUUGCCAUUUCUUAUUUUCGUUUAGUUUCAAAAAUUAAAGAAUUUUCACAACUC